Molecule: messenger RNA, 1063 nt
Organism: Paramormyrops kingsleyae
Lineage: Eukaryota; Metazoa; Chordata; Actinopteri; Osteoglossiformes; Mormyridae
Gene: sod2
Product: superoxide dismutase 2, mitochondrial
Biological process (GO): superoxide metabolic process
Cellular component (GO): mitochondrion
Molecular function (GO): superoxide dismutase activity; manganese ion binding
Source: RefSeq, a predicted model, not a curated record
ACCACAUUAGUUAUCGUACGUUGAAAUGGUACCGUCGCAAGCAAGUUUAAAUUGGAAUUUCAAGGGCAACUAGCUCAGCGCGGAUAAGGCCGCUGUCGGGCUAUCGCUGUGUCACAGCUAUCGGACUGUCUCCGUUAAUCAUGCUGCGCAGGUAUUCCUUCUGUCUGCGACCUGCCCUGAGCUACCUGGCAUCUAGGCAGAAGCACUCGCUCCCCGAUCUUACCUAUGAUUAUGGGGCCCUGGAGCCCCACAUCAGUGCUGAGAUCAUGCAGCUGCACCACAGCAAACACCACGCCACUUACGUCAACAACCUCAACAUCGCCGAGGAGAAGUACAAGGAGGCGCUAGCCAAGGGUGACAUAACGACCCAGGUGGCUUUGCAGUCCGCCUUAAAGUUUAAUGGCGGCGGGCACAUCAAUCACACCAUCUUCUGGACGAACCUUUCCCCAAACGGUGGGGGGGAGCCACAAGGGGAGCUGUUGGAAGCCAUAAAGCGGGAUUUUGGCUCCUUUGAGAAGAUGAAGGAGAAGAUGUCUGUAGCUUCAGUUGCUGUGCAGGGCUCCGGAUGGGGAUGGCUGGGCUUUGAUAAGGAGAGCGGCCGCUUGCGGAUUGCAGCCUGCGCCAACCAGGACCCCCUGCAUGGCACUACAGGCCUGAUUCCGCUGCUUGGCAUCGAUGUAUGGGAGCAUGCCUACUAUCUGCAGUACAAGAACGUGAGACCAGACUACGUGAAAGCCAUCUGGAACGUGGUGAACUGGGAGAACGUGAGCGAUAGGCUCCAGGCAGCAAAGAAAUGACUGUUAUCCAUCAAAAGAGCAACGCUGCAGGCUGAGCAAUCCACUGUAGAGCACCAUGACCUUCCCUGACCCAUCUGAAGACCGGUCCUCCCUGAACCUCCAUGACCCAACGUAAUCCAUCCAGUGCAAUUCGCAUGAGAGAACAACGGCAUCAGCUGCUUGGCUGAAUAUGAUUCUGGAGUGCUUUUUGUCAGUCUGACAAGCAGCAGCAACUGACAAAGGUUUCGUUUUUGUUCGUUUGUGUAAUUAAAAUGAUUUGAAAUUGA